Molecule: messenger RNA, 354 nt
Organism: Linum trigynum
Lineage: Eukaryota; Viridiplantae; Streptophyta; Magnoliopsida; Malpighiales; Linaceae
Source: the annotation of a GenBank genome assembly
AUGGCUGAUAGGACUCAUUGGACUAAGACUUGGACCAUGUCGGCGCCGGAGUACACCCACAUUGACCAUGCCAGUAUUAUUCAGGUAAUGUUGUUGCCGGCAAACAACAAUCCAAUGAAAGGAUUGGGCUCCGAUGGCAACUCAAUGGACCUAUCCGACAUGGGCAUGCGGCUUCCAAUGCUAGUCUACGUCUCCUGCGAGAAAUGCUCUGGAUAUGACCACAACAAAAGGCAGGGCAAUGAACGUUCUGGUUUGAGCCUCCAUGAUAAUGUCUUUGCCCCUUCAUCCUCAACCUCGAUUGCGACCACUACAUUUACAAUUCCUAAGCAAUCCGUGAAGGAAUGUGCUUCAUGA